UCCAGCUCUGCCUGAGCGCAGUUUCUGGGCUGCUUCAUUGUUUGUGCGUCUUCCCCUCCUCCAGCUGAAGUUAUUCACUGCUGGAUGCUGGUAUUUUGUGGCUGCCAAGGGUGUAUUGCAAGGCCGCCUUGCCUCCCUUCUCCCUGUCUGCCUGCUUCCCAGGACUUCCCAGAGGUGCUUUUUCCAGGAGGCAACUGGACUUUCUGGUUUUUUUGGAAGACGUUUUGCUUCUCGUCCCAGAAGCUUCUUCAGCUCGGACUGGAUGGACAAGGGAAGAUGCAGACUUGAUAGCGCAUGACAAUGUAAUUCUGGAUAGAUUUUUUCAGCCCCAACAAAUUUCCAGCAUGUACAGACCAGGAGAGAAAGUCAAACGGCGGCUACGCGCUCACGGUUCCAGCAUCAGAAACGUCGAAAUUGCUAGAGGGAGAGCAGGAUACGGUUUUACUGUUUCCGGCCAAGCUCCCUGCGUGCUUAAUUCUGUUUUAAAAGGAAGUCCCGCAGAUUACGUGGGGCUCAAGGCCGGAGAUAAGAUAUUUGCAAUCAAUGAAAUUAAUGUGAAGAGGGCCUCCCACGAAGAUGUGGUGAAGCUGAUAGGCAAAUGCUCCGGGGUUUUGCACAUGGUCAUUGCAGAAGGGUUCAGUCACGCCGAAGCUUGUUCAAGCGACGAAGAAGAUGGUCUUUAUGAUGGCAAAGGGUGGCCAAAGACCAAGCCUGACUUGAAAGGCCCCGGUAUAAACCGGGCAGAGAAAGUGGUGGAGGAAAUGCAAUCAGGUGAAAUUUUCAACAUGAUCUUCGAAAGUUCUAAUAUUUGUGCUAGUGAGGUGCCGAUACCAAAAAGAAAAGAAACUUCCGCUCACGACGGGGCCAAGAUGGAAACGGAACCUCUGCCGAGGAACGAUCAACCCCACGUGCCGUACAAUGAGGAACAGCCACAAGCCUUGAACAAUGACUUGUUUUCUCGGGCUGGAUGGGAAAAUCAGGAGUACUGCGGAAUUGACGCCAGCAUUCUAAACGUGGCCAUGAUCGUGGGCUACCUGGGAUCCAUCGAACUCCCUUCUUUGAGCUCGAAUCUGGAAUACGACAGCUUGCAGGCCAUCCGCGGUUGCAUGCGCCGUCUUCGGGCCGAGCAAAGAAUCCAUUCCUUAGUGGCGAUGAAGAUCAUGCACGACUCCAUUCAGCUCUACACAAACCUGUCCGUUGUGAUUGCAAAGUAUCCAGCCGAGAAGCUGGCCUUUAGCGCUCUCUGUCCCGACGACAAACGUUUUUUUGGACUGGUCACCAUGCAGAGCGUGGACGAGGCAAGCUUAGCUUCGGAGGACAAAGUGGUCUUGAGGACCUCCUGCCACGUGUUUAUGGUGGAUCCGGAGCUAUUCAGUCAUAAAAUUCAUCAGGGCAUUGCCCGCCGAUUCGGAUUGGAGUGCACGGCGGAUCCCGACACCAACGGCUGCCUUGAGUUCCCUUUGUCGUCUCUCCCAGUCCUUCAGUUUGUCUCUGUCCUGUACAGGGACAUGGGGGAUUUCAUCGAGGGGGUGCGGGCCAGGGCCUUCCUCGACGGAGAAGCAGAUGCCCAUCAGAACAACAGUAUGAGCAGUAACAGUGACAGCGGGAUCGGGAACCUCCAUCAAGAAGAAAAAAGUAGGGUUUUAGUGGUCGAUUUAGGAAGCAACAUCAACAAACACCUGCUUGGUAAUAACGUACAGGGCAGUCCAAUAAACAGAGCUCACAACUCCCACUGGAAUUUUGGUCACGAACAAGAAAACGUAGGGUCAGGAGCCGUGUUCCAGAACGAUAAAUCUCAAAACCUAAAUAAAUUCCUGGCGUCUUCGGCUCACGUCGACGUUGCGGUAGCGGCUUCGAAAAGCUCAGCGCCGCCCAAUAAGAAGAACCCCGCGGACAAUCAGAGGUGGUUGCCUGUUCACGUACUGAAAGAUUGGCAACAGGGAUGUCUAAGCGACCAAGAGUCGUACACGGAUUCCACCGACGGCUGGUCAAGCGUCAACUGCGGGACGCUUCCGCCUCCUAUGAAUAAAAUCCCUGCGGAUAGAUACAAGGUCGGCGGCGGCUUUGGCCAGCCUCAUCUCGUGUCCCCAACGAAAGAACUGGCUGAGAAAGAAUUUCAGGUGGCUUCAGAUCCCUUCGAUUCUCGACCCGGUUUCAGAACCCCCAGAGAAGAAAAAAAGAUAAAUACGGGGGCAAAAUUCGGACCCGAAUUCGGAUUGGCACAACUCUUCCAUCAUUCUUCUUUGGCUCAAAAAUCGUUUGGGCGCGCCAAGAGAUUCAGCGUUACCCGUUCGCUCGAGGAUCUCGAGUCUACAACCGUGUCUGAUGGAGAGCUCAAUCACAGUGACUUGAAAGAUGGCGCCAGUGACACCAGCCUCAGCAGCAAUGCCAGUCUGCCCAGCGUCCAGAGCUGCCGACGACAACGGGAAAGGAGAGUUGCCAGCUGGGCUGUUUCCUUUGAGCGGCUUCUUCAGGAUCCCCUGGGUAUUCGAUAUUUCUCUGAUUUCUUGCGGAAGGAGUUCAGCGAAGAGAACAUUCUGUUUUGGCAAGCCUGCGAAUAUUUCAAUCACAUCCCUGCCCACGACAAAAAAGAGCUUUCCUUCAGAGCGCAGGAGAUCUUUAAUAGGUAUUUAUGCAGCAAAGCUACGACUCCAGUCAAUAUUGACAGCCAGGUCCAGCUGGCAGACGAUGUCCUGACCGCACCCCAUCCACACAUGUUCAAAGACCAACAGCUUCAGAUUUUCAAUUUGAUGAAAUUUGACAGCUACGCACGCUUUCUGAAGUCUCCAUUUUACCAAGAAUGCGUUUUAGCAGAAGUGGAAGGCCGUCCAAUCCCCGAUCCACAAUGCGUCACCAGCAGCCCUACACUGAAGUCCAGCUUCGGCCCGGAGACGUUUAGUGUCUCCACUCCAAGAAAGUUAGGUGGAAAAGCCAAGUCUGGGCGCUCCUUACAUGAAGAAUCGGGAGGAGAGGAAGACGGGGAGAAAAAGAAAAAAGGGGCGUUUUUCUCCUGGUCGAGGAGCAAGAGUUUGGGGAGGUCACAGAAGAAGAAGGAGAACGGCCAUUGUCUCAAAGAGUCUUCUCAGCCCGGUGGGCUGUCUUACAGACAUAAAUCUCAAGAGUCCUUGUCUUCCGCUGCCAGCCUCGAGAUGGGCGAGCCCUGUCGAGCACCGGGGCCCCCCGCGGCGAAAGAGAAGCCCCCCAAAUGCUGCCACGUCACCCUCCCAGACGGCUCCACCUCUGCCAUGCCCGUAAGAGCCGGGUCCUCUGUCAAAGAGGUGCUGUCCGACUUCUGCGAACGGCAACGCAUCAGCAUGGCCGCAGUCGACCUUUUUUUAAUCGGUGGAGAUAAGCCCCUCGUACUGCACCAGGACAGCAGCAUUCUGGAUGCUCAAAACCUCCGCUUGGAAAGAAGGACUUUAUUUCGGCUCGACCUCGUCCCUAUAAACCGGUCGGUUGGUUUAAAGGCUAAACCCACCAAGCCGGUCACAGAGGUUCUGCGUCCGGUCGUUGCGAAAUAUGGACUGAAUCUUAAUAACCUUGUGCCAAGACUAAACGGGGAGCAAGACCCCUUAGACCUCGGGGCCCCCAUCUCCAGCCUUGACGGACAGAGGGUGAUUCUGGAAGACCGGAUUUGUCCAAAGGGGAAAGACAAGGGGAAAGGAGCGUCAUUAAAACACAGUGCGCCUGUAACUACUAAUGCAGGAAACCAGGCACUCACAGGCGAAGGAAGAACGGUAGGAAAGCACAACUCUUUUAAAUUAAAAGGAGAGCCUGGCAAGAGCUCCAGAGAAGCCCAUCGGGCGCCAAGGGAAGACCGCUUUGCUCAGACUGAAAAAAACACACACCGGCCCUUGAAUUUGGAAGAAGCCGAGGAGUUUUUCGAACUCAUCUCCAAAGUCCAGAGUAACCGAGCGGAUGACCAACGAGGAUUGCUGAGAAAAGAAGAUCUGGUUUUGCCCGACUUCCUGCACGUGCCCUCCUGCCCAAUCGGCGUUUCCACAUCUGCCCCCAAGGAAGCGACAGGCUCCCGCCCAAGAACGCCCCAUCCUGACCGCCAGGAGAAAUGCAGCGAGGACAGCAGCUGCCCGCCACACCCAAGCGACCCGACGGACGGACAAAGAGGUCCAGAGAAGCCUCUGAGGACGCCCGUGGCCCUCAGCCAGGCGACUGGCGAUGGCACCACCGCUGGGACUGCUCCUCGCCCUCCGAAUCUGCUUUUGCAGGGCAGCCCGAGGUGGAAAGAAGAGGUGGAGACGGUGGCGGAGGAGAACGUGGUCCUGACAGACCUGACCCUGGUGGCCGAGGGGGACAUUGCCAGCCCCAACGGCAGGCUGAUCCCCUCCAAGAGGGUCAGUCCCACCGAGGCAAAAGCCACCUCUGAGAAAUUCAGGCCAGGUGUCCUCCAUAGGCCGAGAAGCCACGUCCGAGGAAGCAACGGAAGCCUUUACGCACCAACCUCCCCAAACCCUUGUUGUGACUUUAAUCCCGCUGGGGUCGGAAAGGAAACUGGUAGACCCGAACUCCCGAUCCGUUGCGUCAUAGAUGUGGACAGUGUUACAGCAUCGCACGGGCCGGAGUGGCCUUGUUCUGAGCCGGAGAGCGAUGUCCCCAGGGCUGCUCAGCCGAAGAGGCCAGCGAGAACUGAAAGGACGUCCCGUCUUCCCACAGUCCCCGUUGCCGAGAAAAAUAAGGAGAACGAGAGUCCUUCUAAGGCGACUUUUGUUUGAAAGUCUGGAGACAUGACGCCGGGAGAUUGGGCGAGCUGUGGCGUUCGUGCAGUGAACACUCCAGGCCGAAUCGUCAUCACUGGGCAGAAGGGAAUCUUGUGACACCCGUUUGAGAACACGGGAAAGAUGCACUCAUUGCAAACCUUAUCACAACUUCUCGUCCCCAUUGUAGGGUCAACAACAAUAGACACGCGCUUCGACCCACAUCUCUUCCACUCUUCUCUGUGGAGGAUGUGAAGGAACCGGGCGCCCAACCCGUUUCCACCCAUCCUUGCAAUGUCUACAGAGAUUCUCCGUCCUCCAAGUCAUGAUGGUCCCGAAGGAGGACCCUGGAGGCAACUGGACUUUCUUGUUUUUUCUUUGAAGACGUUUCCCUUCUCAUCCCAGAAGCUUCUUCAGCUCUGACUGGAUGGUGGGGAACGGAAGGAUUUAUACUCCUUGCAGACAGC
This is a messenger RNA of Crotalus tigris (Tiger rattlesnake), 5179 nucleotides long. RefSeq names its product regulator of G protein signaling 12 (gene RGS12). Gene Ontology annotation, biological process: signal transduction. The record is from RefSeq and is a predicted model, not a curated record. Gene Ontology annotation, molecular function: GTPase activator activity; protein binding. Bases 345 to 4730 code for a protein of 1461 amino acids. The transcript has 18 exons. NCBI's taxonomy places the organism in Eukaryota, Metazoa, Chordata, Lepidosauria, Squamata, Viperidae.